AUGGAUACCACAACAGUAGCUACUAAGCCUCACGCUGUUUGCAUUCCAGUUCCGACUCAAAGCCAUAUCAAGGCAACACUUAAAUUUGCAAAACUCCUACACAGUAGAGGUUUUCAUAUUACCUUUGUCAACACGGAGUUCAAUCACAAGUGGUUUCUUAAAUCUCUAGGAGCCGAUUCCCUAGAUGGCUUGCCUGAUUUCCGGUUCGAAGCCAUCCCAGAUGGCAUUCCAGAUUCAGAUGAAGAUGCCACCCAAAAUCUCACUUUACUCUGCGAUUCCAUAUUAAAACAUACUUUCCUGGCGCUGUUUCGUGACCUCCUCACUAAGUUCAACAAUGAUGCCUAA
Molecule: messenger RNA, 345 nt
Organism: Malus domestica (apple)
Lineage: Eukaryota; Viridiplantae; Streptophyta; Magnoliopsida; Rosales; Rosaceae
Source: RefSeq, a predicted model, not a curated record